This is a messenger RNA of Sphaerodactylus townsendi, 2513 nucleotides long. RefSeq names its product complement C1r (gene C1R). The record is from RefSeq and is a predicted model, not a curated record. Gene Ontology annotation, biological process: complement activation; zymogen activation. The coding region runs from base 128 to 2278 and encodes 716 amino acids. Gene Ontology annotation, cellular component: extracellular region; blood microparticle. Gene Ontology annotation, molecular function: calcium ion binding; serine-type endopeptidase activity. The transcript has 11 exons. Lineage: Eukaryota; Metazoa; Chordata; Lepidosauria; Squamata; Sphaerodactylidae.
GUUCUACCCCAGUUAUUGAAUCAUAGCAAGGAAGGAGUUUACAGAAAUCUGUUUGCUACUACCAAACACAACAGUCUAAGAGCACUGGAGGGAGAGAGAGACAGAGAUUUAAGUCAACCCCACGAGCAUGUUUGCCCCAAUUCUUCUCCUGCAUGGAGCUUUUCUCUUUGGGAUGAUCCAUUCCAGUCUAGUCUCAAGGAAGUCUUAUGGAGAGAUAAGGUCCCCCAACUACCCCAAGCCAUACCCAAACGAUAACAUCACCACCUGGGACAUUGCCGUGCCCAAGGGCUUCAGAGUCAAGUUGACCUUCUGGGAGUUCGAUUUGGAGCCAUCCGAGGCUUGUAUGUACGACUAUGUCAAGAUCACAGCAGACAAGAGAGACUUGGGCCGGUUCUGUGGCCAGGUGGACUCAGCCACUGGUAACCACCCUGGAAGGAGGGAGCUGGUAUCUCAGGGGAACCGAAUGCGGCUCUCGUUCCACUCCGACUUCUCCAAUGAAGAAAAUGGCGAGCUUGUCUUCUACAAGGGCUUCCUGGCUUAUUAUCAAGCUGUGGAUCAGGACGAGUGUGCCCAAGGAAACAAGAUUGAAGACGAGCAGAAGCUAAGAUGCCAGCACUUCUGCCACAACUACAUAGGGGGUUAUUUCUGCUCCUGCCAUCCGGGCUACCGUCUCCAGAGUGACCAGCAUUCCUGUAAAGUGGAAUGCAGCAAUGAGCUGUUCACAGAGCUCUCUGGAUACGUGUCAAGCCCCGGAUACCCUCGGCCAUACCCAUCUGGCCUGCAGUGUAACUACAGCAUACAGGUGGAGAGGGGGUUGGCUAUCACACUCAAAUUCCUGGCACCCUUUGAAAUAGAGGACCAUCAGCAAGUCCGCUGCCCUUAUGACCAGCUGAAGAUCCAGGCUGGGGGCACAGAGAUUGGCGAGUUUUGUGGCACAGUCACCCCAGACAGCAUUGAAACCAACAGCUCUUCAGUGAACCUUCUUUUCCUCACAGACGAGUCAGGGUUCGGCCGUGGAUGGAAGAUCCGGUACAGCUCAGAAAGGAUCCGUUGCCCACAGCCCGUGCCGAAUGACAAGUUCACCAUCAUCAAAAACCCUCAGCCUAUCUAUCAGUUCCAGGACUACUUCAUUGUCAGCUGCCAGAAGGGUUAUAAACUGAUGGAGGGAGACAAACAGCUGCCCACUUUCACUGCUGUCUGCGAAGCUGACGGGACCUGGCACCGUUCUAUGCCCCGGUGUCAAAUUGUGAACUGCGGUGAUCCUAAACUUCUGACCAAUGGGGACAUCAAGUACAUAUCUACUUCAGGGAUUAACAUCUACCAGUCAGUUGUCAGAUACCGUUGCAAUGAACCCUACUAUCAAAUGGUCACUAGUAAUGGGACAGGAGAAUAUACCUGCUCUGCUGAGGGUUCCUGGAAGAAUAAUAAUGAUUAUGAAGACAUCCCAGUGUGUCUGCCAGUGUGUGGAAAGCCAGAUAAUCCAGUUGAGCAAAUCCAGCGGAUUGUUGGCGGUAGCUCAGCAAAGCCAGGCAACUUCCCGUGGCAAGCAAAGACUGUCCUCUCUGGAAUCGGGCGAGCUGGAGGGGCAUUGCUGGGUGACCGCUGGAUUCUGACAGCUGCCCACACCGUGUACCCCAAGGGGCGAUCUGAACUUGAAGAGAGGAAGAGUCUGGAAGAGAUGGCUGAGAAAGUGGAAGCCUUCUUGGGUUACAUCAAUGUGACCGAACUCCACAAGAUGGGCAACCAGCCCAUCCGCAGGCUCUUUGUGCACCCAGACUAUAACCCCGAUGAUGAACAGAAUUUUGAUGGAGACAUUGCACUCAUUGAGCUACGAGACCCCGUGACUCUGGGUCGCGAUGUCCUGCCCAUCUGUCUCCCAGAUCCACAAACCACCUCUUUCUAUGGUCAAGGGAGGGUGGGCUAUGCCAGUGGCUUUGGUGUGGAAGAGCAACAUCUCUCUGUUGCACUGAAGUAUGCUAUGAUCCCGGUGGGCAACGAGGCAUCCUGCCGGGAAUGGCUAAGAGGGAAGAAAAUCCAUGGGAAGGAUCCAGUUUUCACAGACAACAUGUUUUGUGCAGGCUCUCCUAUUGAAGGGAAAGACACCUGUCAAGGAGACAGUGGGGGGGCCUACGUUGUGCUCGACCAAGAUACUGGGCGCUGGGUGGCCACUGGCAUUGUCUCCUGGGGCCUUGAGUGUGGCAAAGGGUAUGGUUUUUACACCAAAGUUGUCAACUAUCUGGACUGGAUCAAAGGGAUUGUGAAUCAGAAUUGGGUUUGAAGACCCUUGCAGCUCUGUGGUGUCAUAUAACCUUCCAAGAGGUAACAGGGAGCACAGCCCUUUGAGGCAGGGUCAUGUCAAACCAAUUCAAGACUUAAAUAAAUAAUGCAUUUAAAUAAAAUUUGCAUUUAACACAACCUCAGUGUGGGGUGGUUUUUUUUUUUUGACAUGUUGAACUAAAUGUAAAAUUAUUUGUGCUAUAAUAAAUGAAAAUUAUUUUUCCUUUUUAAAAAAA